This is a messenger RNA of Lactuca sativa (garden lettuce), 2039 nucleotides long. RefSeq names its product membrane bound O-acyl transferase (MBOAT) family protein (gene TAG1). The record is from RefSeq and is a predicted model, not a curated record. Gene Ontology annotation, cellular component: chloroplast envelope; endoplasmic reticulum membrane. Gene Ontology annotation, molecular function: diacylglycerol O-acyltransferase activity. Gene Ontology annotation, biological process: triglyceride biosynthetic process. Lineage: Eukaryota; Viridiplantae; Streptophyta; Magnoliopsida; Asterales; Asteraceae.
CAGAAUCUGAACACAAAUUUCAUCGUUCAUUUACUUGUACUUAUACGCACACCGAAUACACACAGAUACGAUUUCCAAAUAAUCCAAUAAACCGCCUAAUCUCUUCCCCCAAUCCUUCCUUCGUCUCUGUAUUGCUCUCUGCAUGAUCUGAACUCAAAAUCAAAAUUCUCUCUGAGAAACAAGAUUUAAUUCGAUUACUUAUUGAUCAAUCUUGCAGUUUCUUUACUUGUAAUCGCUUGUUCUGCUUUGAUUUGAAGCUAUUUGUUAAUAAUGGCGUUGUUAGAUACGCCUGAAAUUGGACAAACGACGACCGAGACAACAACUAUACGCGGUGAGAUAAGAAGGCGGACGGGCGUCAAGGCUGAUGCGGGAAUCGGAGACGAAUUGUUUGAUUCUUCGUCGUCUUCGAAAACGAACUCGUUCGAGGAUGGUGAGAGUUUCAAUAAUGGUUUCGAUGAGAAUGGUAAGGAACAGAUCGGAGAUGGUGAUCAAAUGAAAGAGGAGGCGAAGGAAAACGGAGAGAAGAUAGAUCAGGGAGAAGUUAAAAGGGGAGGUGAAACGAGUGUGGCACAUUAUGCGUAUCGACCGUCUUCUCCAGCUCAUCGCAGAAUUAAAGAGUCUCCUCUAAGUUCUGACGCCAUUUUCAAGCAGAGUCAUGCAGGACUCUUUAACCUUUGCAUAGUGGUUCUAGUUGCAGUCAAUGGACGACUCAUCAUUGAGAAUCUGAUGAAGUAUGGAUUAUUGAUAAAUUCCAAUUUUUGGUUCAGUUCAAGAUCAUUGAGAGAUUGGCCACUUCUUAUGUGCUGCCUCACUCUUCCAAUCUUCCCGCUUACUGCCUAUAUUGUUGAAAAAUUAGCAUGGCAAAAACGUAUUUCAGACCCUGUUGUAAUCACUCUCCAUAUUCUAACAACUACAACUGCAAUUCUGUAUCCAGUUUUCAUGAUUCUGAGGUUUGACUCAGUUGUUCUAUCAGGCGUAUCAUUGAUGCUUUGUGCUUGCAUUAAUUGGUUGAAGUUGGUUUCUUUUGUGCAUGCAAAUUAUGACAUGCGGUCAAUUGUGAAGUCAACUGCUAAGGAAGAAGCUGAGGCAAUGUCUUCAGAUGGUGAAUACUUCUACAAUGUCAACUUCUCAAGCUUGGUUUAUUUCAUGGUUGCUCCUACUUUAUGUUACCAGAUAUGCUACCCUCGCACUGCAUUUAUUAGAAAGGGUUGGGUGUUACGUCAAAUGAUCAAGCUAAUAAUAUUUACAGGCUUCAUGGGAUUUAUAAUUGAACAAUAUAUCAAUCCAAUUGUCAAAAACUCUCGACAUCCAUUGAAAGGAGACAUUUUAUAUGCGAUUGAACGUGUUUUAAAGCUUUCAGUUCCAAAUUUGUAUGUUUGGCUCUGUAUGUUCUACUGCUUUUUUCACCUUUGGUUAAAUAUACUUGCUGAGCUUCUUCGUUUUGGAGAUCGUGAAUUUUAUAAAGAUUGGUGGAAUGCACAAACUAUUGAAGAGUAUUGGAGACUAUGGAAUAUGCCUGUUCAUAAAUGGAUUGUACGACAUCUUUAUUUUCCAUGCUUGCGUAAUGGGAUCCCUAAGGGUGCUGCUAUCUUGAUUGCAUUUUUCAUGUCUGCUGUGUUCCAUGAGCUUUGUAUUGCUGUUCCCUGCCACAUUUUCAAGUUUUGGGCCUUUAUCGGGAUCAUGUUUCAGGUUCCAUUGGUGAUACUGACGAAUUACUUGCAGCGCAAGUUUCAAAACUCAAUGGUGGGAAAUAUAAUAUUCUGGUGCUUCUUUAGCAUUCUUGGUCAACCCAUGUGUGUAUUGCUCUACUACCAUGACGUCAUGAAUCAAAAGGUGAAAAGCAAGUAAACUCUUUCUCCAAAAGGCACCAAUUUUGUAGGAAGUUUGAUAUCAGUGUGAUGAUGAUGAUGAUGAUGGUAGAUGUUUAAGUGUAGUUGUUAUCAACAUACUAUCAUCAGCUAAAGUCGGUGCUAUUGUUCAAAUGUUUCUCUUAGGUUUUACAUGUAUAAAUUGAUAUAAGUUGUUUCCAUUUCAUUUAA